CAUUUCGUACGUGCUCGGAUCGAAUAGAUAUUUGAAGGACUCAACCGCGCCUCAGCUACCAACAUAUUCGGCUUCUUUCUCUUUUCUAUGAGUGCACAGUUGCUUGUAAACAAAGUGGAAGUGUAGAUAGAAAAAUGGCAUCCACUGGUGGCGGCUCAACAGUCAAACUCAAUGAUCUCCCGCUCCAAGAUCUAUCCAACCUGAAAAAACAGAUCGAUGAGGAGCUUCAGACGCUAAGCUCAUCAUUCCAAUCCCUCCGCGCUGCACAGUCCAAAUUCCGCGACUGUCUGACGUCACUCGCCAAAGGUCUCGAGUCCAAGAAUACCUCACGCAACAUCCUCGUACCACUUACAAGUAGCCUAUACGUACCUGGGAAACUGAAGGGGACAGAGACGGUCAUUGUGGACGUGGGGACAGGUUUUUUUGUUGAAAAGAAGGUGGACGAGGCGAAAGUGUUCUACGAGGGCAAGAUCAAGGAGCUGCAGACAAACUUGAGCGAGUUGGAUAAGAUAUUGGCGAAUAAGGCAGAAACAGCCAGAGCUGUUGAAGGAGUGCUGCGACAGAAAAUCAUGGAAAGUCAGAAGCAAGGCGGUGGAGCCGCGGCAACAAGCGCCUCCUCGUGAAAACCUUCACUACACCAUCGCACUAAGGAUUAAACAAGUAGUUGGAGAGAAGCGAGCCUAGGAAGGUCGCAGGCGAGAAGAGUUGAAGAAGACUUAGAUAACCUCGACCGACUCCGGCUAUAAAGGGUGGUUAAGGUCCAUCAAUCACGCACGGAUGCCCGUCGACUCUCGAGUGGGCACGAACAUGUCGUCGUGGGCAGCUUCCUGCAUUUUUGUGCAAUACAUGCAAGAAGUAGCAACGCAUAGGGUGCCCUGUGUACAGAUGUGCAAUAGUGUGUAGGACGGAAAUAGUCCAUACAAGAGUGAACUGCAGUGGCACACAUGCGAUCACGGACAGACUGGAGAUUUACGAAGCCAGCAAGUUCAGCGGAGGCAGACACUUCAUCUGACCUUGUACAAUGGCAAGAAGCGCCACAGGGACGAGAGUGGUACGCAGGCAAGUCUUCCGUUGACAAAUUUUCCACUAUCCAAAGUGCCAAUUCCUCAAGCGCCUUCUAAGCUCUAGCUUCAAGUAUGCCUGAAAUGAUAGUGCAUUUUCUGUUCAAGGAACUUGAAUUAUAGAUUUCACAUGCU
Messenger RNA from Verruconis gallopava, 1196 nucleotides. RefSeq names its product prefoldin, alpha subunit. Lineage: Eukaryota; Fungi; Ascomycota; Dothideomycetes; Venturiales; Sympoventuriaceae. Gene Ontology annotation, cellular component: cytoplasm; prefoldin complex. Gene Ontology annotation, biological process: regulation of DNA-templated transcription; protein folding. Bases 135 to 623 code for a protein of 162 amino acids. The transcript has 2 exons. The record is from RefSeq and is a predicted model, not a curated record.